UUCCUUGUAAAAGCUCAACACUCAUGCAUUGGACCAGAAAAACCUUAAUGGCUUUGUGUGACUAAAUCCAGUUAAAGGGUGACUAACUAGGCCUGUCCAUGGAGGAGUCCUAAAAGAAGGCAAUACAGACGAAAGAAAAUGAAGCAAAAAGACUUGACAUAGUCAAUACAAAGCAUGAGAUAGUAACGCCAGGUGAUUAUGCGAAUUUCCUAUAAUUGGAUCCUCAAUGACCAAAAAAAGAAAAAACAGACCACCAAACCAACACCUCUAUAUCCCCCGCCCUUAAGAACUCCACAAACAACCAUUCAUUCAUCACAUUCUCUCAAACCACCACUUCUCCUUCACCCUCCAUUCCUUCUCCGCCUUCCUCGACUUCCAUGGGGUGCGGAGCAUCAAAGGCUGGAAAUGGUGGAGAGGUGGUGCCUGCUAGGCUUCGUCCUCUUCUCCGACGACAGUUUGAGGAGAUCAAAACCCGAAACGCCAGCGCAAUAAAACAUAAAGGAGCAACUCUGUCCAAGAAACAGCUGCUUAAAGACGGUGAAGAAGGAGAUGAUGAUGAUAGCCAUAAGAGCGUGUCUUCACCUGAGGACAGUCCGGUGUCACCACCUUUGCCAGAGCCUGAAAUGACAAGAAAUGAGAUUGAAGAAGAAAAUGUGGUGGAUUUGCCAACACCAAAGUCUGCUAAGGUGGCACCAGAGCCGGAAUGUGAAGACAAUGAGAUAGCAAACAAUGUAAUGGACGUUGCAGUUCGUGUGACAGAGGAAGUGUUGGUGGUGGAAACAGAUGGAGAAGAGGAUGAAGAAGAGGGAAGGGUUAUUAGGAAUGUAGAAGACAGAUAUAUCUGUCCUGGAUCACCAAGUUUCAGAGUAUAUUGUAUUGAUCAAUCAUUCGACGACUCAAAGGAUGAAAGUGAGUUCAUGUCCUGAUAUUUUGUCAAACAUUAUUAGGCUUUUAGCAUUCAUCAACUGCGAAUUUCUAUAUUCUUUUCAGAU
Molecule: messenger RNA, 992 nt
Organism: Tripterygium wilfordii
Lineage: Eukaryota; Viridiplantae; Streptophyta; Magnoliopsida; Celastrales; Celastraceae
Exons: 1
Coding region: 378-926 (182 amino acids)
Source: RefSeq, a predicted model, not a curated record